GGCAAAACGGCACCCGUUGCAUGCCGGAGUCGCUCGGCGCGCCGGGGCUGCGCAAGAGGACAACAGUGGCCAGGACCGGCGCGAUCUCGAGGAGGUGGUCGCAGAAGCCGACAGGGUGCUGGAGGACAACGGCACGGUGAAAGAGACCAAAGCCGUCUUGCGAAAAGCGCAGAAGAUAUAUCCAGGGAAGUGGACCCUUUCAGGGAAGAAAGACGAGUUGCAACAAAAACUGCGCGAGUUUGUGGAGGAGGCCAAAGCAACCAAAAAGGGCUUGGAAGAGGAUUCCCACAGGGCACAGGUGACAAGCUGGCACCCUGGGCGUGGCGGAGUUGCUUCGCGCGCCAGCCCGCAGCCGGACGCUCCAAUCAGCAGUUGUAAAUUUGGCCGGUUGCAAUCGUGCCAGGACAGUGGUGCGGAGGCCAGGGGCUCGCAUGCGCCAGGCUUGGUUGUUGGUGAGUGCUGGCAGGACUGGCUCGCCAAGAGCCGCGAGGAGGUGGAGGGCUUCAAGAAGGCCCAGGUGUCCAGUUGGGCAGAGGCUGUGUUGAUCGAUGGUGGGCUGGAAGCAGACGACGAGCUCAUCCAGCAAACGGUGACCGCACUGCAGCAGCAGGGCGUCACCGGCAAGUCCCUGCUGGAGCUGACACUGGACGAGCAGAUUGCAGCUGGAAUCCCACUGGGCCCUGCAAAACUGCUGACCAAGAAGAUCCAGUUGUUGCAGGAGCCCCAGGUUGAGCUCCCUCGUUUUAACGCCGCAGAUCUCUCGGACUUGGAAGACCGCUUUUUGAACCGCCGAAUCAACAACAAGAAUGAGAGGCCUUUUGAGGAAAGAGAGGCGGUUGUUGAGAGUGUUGUGGAGCAAAUGGAGGAGAUCCAAAGGAAACAGACCAACAAGCCGACGGUCUUGGCCUUGUCCAGCCCGCGGGGCACCGGCAAGACAUCGCUCAUUCGUCAUUUGGCGAAGGUCUCAAACUUUUCCGAAAGUCGACGGUGCGGGCGGCUCUUGGUAUUUGAUGCGCAAGAAAUUGCAGAGUUAUCGUCGCAGGAAGAUGCCGGUUGGAUUGCUUCUGCCAUCGUCGUGUGGCACCUGUCACAGUUGUUGCACGGGUACAGCAUUGAAGUGAGUGGGCUCGUGGUGAGUUUUCAGCGUAUGGAGUUCAUUGCAGCGCUGAAGGCCGUCAAGCGUGCAUCGACACCAAAUGAGGGACGCAGCAGCUUUGAAGUUUGGCUUCGCGAAUUUUGUCAAGAAAGGAAGGAUGUCUUCGAGCAGUGGCUUCUGGUGACGGCUGCAGCCUUCAAUGCAACACCAGCCUGCCCUUGCUUACUGUUCCUCGAUCAGGCAGAGCUGCUUGUGAACAGAAAGGUCGAUGAACUGAGCCAACAUCGUGGACAGAAAUCGGUCUUCACCCAAAUAUUGAGCCGAUUCCCGCAGGGGCUUGGCAUGUUUUCCGCAGGCACAGUCAAUAUCCUGCAAGAUAGGCCAUCCGACGAGUACACCAUGCUGAAGGUCCAGAAAGCUCCAGCUCUAGAGCCAUUGUCACUGCAAGCUGCCAGACGAGCCAUGAAAGGCUGGAGGGGUACGCAGUACCAGGAGGAGGAAUUCAACAACAUUUACCUCUUCUCUGCCGGGGUACCCCGGCUUUUGGAGGCGGCUUUCCAGACCAGGGGUGAGUUGGCAUCAACUGCUCAGGUUGCACUCAACGCCAUGUCGAAUGAGUUCGAAAGCUCGUACGCGGAUGCAGCGCCUUAUUUCGCUGAGCCCAAAGUGGCUUUGUCGUUGGUUCUUUGCUCGGCGGUUCGAUGGCCUGCAGAAGGCAACCAGUUUGUGCCCGGAACCUCACUAAGGUGGUCAGACAUCUUCAGGGCAGGAGCAGCGUUUCCAAAGAACAAGUCCGUGCUGGUUCCAUGGCUGUGGUGGUGUAAGGAUACCAAUGUCAAAGACGCCCUCCAAAACGACUUGAAACAGCGGAACAUUUCGUUGGAAGGGCUCCUGCCAGAUUUGCUGAAUUACUUGAUAGGGCAGAAAAGGGGCGCCACUGAAAGGGGGCGCCCUUGGGAAGAGCUGGUGGCCAAUUCCCUGGCUGCGCGCUUCCACCUUCACUGCAUAGCAAGAAAUCUGAGUGCUAACGUCACCUGGAUCCCGUUUUUGGAGAUCUACCCUACAGAGGAUCUGCACUUGCGAGCUGUCUUGGAGCCGUUCGAAGUUUGCUGGAGUGAUGGUGUGGAAUACCCGACGGACAAUGAAGCUAGUGUCGAAAGCAAGGUCGGGAAGGCCAUCAAGUCCAACCGGAAUAUCAAGAAUGCUCACCACGACCUUUUGAUCCCUGUGAAGCGGAAGGCGACUCCUAUGCUCGAAUUCAUUGCAGUGCAAUGCUGCUAUGGGUUGCUGAAGAACGCAAGUCAGCUGUCCAAAUCAUGCCAGGACAAGACUAGGAAGCCUCGGAAGGGCAGGAAGGGAGCGCAGGGCAGGAAGCCUCAAAAGGAGGAGCACAGAGACAACCUUGCAGACAUGGCAAAUGCGUUGCUCCAGAUUUGCAGCACAUGUGAAGACGGCAGACAAAAUUUUCAGGACGGCUCUUCCUGGGCCAAACGCCAACAGGAGAAGAGAUACUCUCUCAUGAGUUGUAGGUGUAUAAUCCCAGAGAUGGACGUGUUGCAGCUGCUGUGAGUGCAAAAGCGCGCAAGAGAGAGCAAAGAAAGGGAAGAGAAGGGAAGGGAAGAUUCUUUCCUGUAAACAAGCC
This is a messenger RNA of Effrenium voratum, 2738 nucleotides long. The record is from the annotation of a GenBank genome assembly. Lineage: Eukaryota; Dinophyceae; Suessiales; Symbiodiniaceae.